Messenger RNA from Platichthys flesus (European flounder), 1070 nucleotides. Its product is annotated as ZP domain-containing protein-like. NCBI's taxonomy places the organism in Eukaryota, Metazoa, Chordata, Actinopteri, Pleuronectiformes, Pleuronectidae. The transcript is spliced from 5 exons. The annotation marks the transcript as partial. The record is from RefSeq and is a predicted model, not a curated record.
GUACUGAAAAGGUUACGUGUAAAAUGUACUUGUUUUGUUCCAGUUAAAUCCCAUGUGAUCUGCAACGAGUCCUCAAUGACAGUAUCGGUUGAGAAAGCCUCAUUCCCUCGACUCCAUGAGGAUCAUAUGCAGCUCAAUGAUCCCUCCAACACGGCCUGCAGCCUCCAGAGACACUCCAACAGCACUCACAUCAUCGCCAUCAUCCCCCUCAACGCCUGCGGCACUCAGAUCGAGGAAGACGAGGAGAACCUCAUCUUCAAGAACGAAAUCACCACAGUGGACAACCCCAGAGACCUGAUCACCAGGAAGCACCAGAUGGAGGUGCAGUUCUACUGCCAGUACCCAAAACGAGGGAACGUGUCAUUGAGCUUCGUGGCACACAGGAAGAACAUCACUGUGUGGGAGAAGGGCUUCGGCACGUUCACCUACCAGUUUGAGUUCUACCCUGACAACCAGUUCCAAACCAUGAUGGAUCCAGCAGCAUAUCCUCUAGAGUACGACAUUGGGAACAGGAUUUACAUGAAGAUCGAGGCCACCUCCUCGGUCAACAACACCCAGCUGUUUGUGGAGUCCUGCCGAACUGCACCUUACGACAACCCCAACUACCGCCCAACCUACUCCAUCUUUGAAAAUGGGUGUCAAAUGGAUCCAACUCUUCAGAUCCACUCCCCCGCUGCCCAGAAGGAAUUCAAGUUCAGCAUGGAGGCCUUCAAGUUCAUCGGACUGCACAAUCAGGUGUACAUCAGCUGCUCGGUCAUGAUGUGUGAAGCAGGGAAUUCGGACACCAGGUGUUCCAAAGGUUGCAUCAACUCUACGUCGACAAGCCCCUCACGCUCCAAGAGAGAGGCUGUCAUCCAGAGUGCCAGUCACUUCGUUUCCCAGGGGCCAUUGCGCUUACGGAGAUCGGCAGAGAGCGUCAGAGCCACAGCGACCAACCUGAAUCUGAACCUGGUGUUCAUCACUGGAUGUGUUCUUGCAGCCGUCGGCAUGGUCUGCGGAGUGGUCAUGUACAGAGCCAAGGUGUCAAAGGUCAAAUACCAACCUCUGCCAACAUUUGAGAGUUAAAUCAG